GGAUGGAUGCCACAUGGCUUUGGAAUCGUCCACGAUUUGGCGCACCACAAUCCUUUUGCUUGCUUCAGAUUCUUGGAUUGGCUCCUAUUGUUGCACGCACGCACACAGAGACACACAACAUUCUUAAUUAGUCUCUUUCCUUCCAUAGGAGGAAAGCUUCAUCUUUUACUACUCAAAACAACCAAAGCACAAGUCCUUCCCAAGAAACAAUGGCUUCCACUUUGCUCUGCAACUCAGUAAACUCCUCCACGACAGUUUUCUCAAGAACCCACUUCCCAGCUCUGGUUUCCAAGGACUUACCAGUAGAAUUCUCACCUUAUAUUGCCUCUAACUAUUACUGCAAAACCACAAGGCAGAAGAAGAAACUGGCACGGGUUGAAGCCAAACUGGCUGAGGCCAGCCCCACAGUGUCACAGCCAACGCAAAGCGGUGGCGAGCCACUAAAGAAGCUUCGGAUAUUGGUGGCCGGAGGUGGGAUCGGCGGGCUGGUUUUUGCGUUGGCGGCAAAGAGGAAGGGGUUUGAGGUUGUGGUGUUUGAGAAGGAUAUGAGUGCUAUAAGAGGGGAGGGACAGUACAGGGGUCCAAUUCAAAUACAGAGUAAUGCAUUGGCUGCUUUGGAAGCUAUUGAUUUGGAGGUUGCAGAUGAGGUUAUGAAGGCUGGCUGUAUUACUGGGGAUAGGAUUAAUGGGCUCGUCGAUGGGGUUUCUGGGACUUGGUACGUCAAGUUUGACACAUUCACUCCCGCAGCGGAAAGGGGGCUUCCUGUGACAAGAGUUAUAAGCCGAAUGACCUUGCAACAAAUUCUUGCCCGUGCGGUUGGGGAAGAUAUCAUUAUAAAUGAAAGUAAUGUUGUUGAAUUUGAGGAUAAGGGAGAUAAGGUUACUGUGAUGCUUGAGAAUGGACAGAGUUAUGCAGGUGAUCUUCUGGUUGGAGCUGAUGGCAUAUGGUCAAAGGUGAGGAAGAACUUAUUUGGACCGAGUGAAGCUAUUUACUCAGGCUACACUUGUUAUACUGGUAUUGCAGAUUUUGUGCCUCCUGACAUUGAGUCUGUUGGGUACCGAGUAUUUCUGGGACACAAACAAUACUUUGUUUCUUCAGACGUGGGUGCAGGAAAGAUGCAAUGGUAUGCAUUUCACAAGGAGCCAGCUGGUGGCCUUGAUAGUCCUCAUGGUAAAAAGGAAAGGUUGCUUAAAAUAUUUGAGGGUUGGUGCGAUAAUGCGAUAGAUCUGAUACUUGCCACAGAUGAAGAUACCAUUCUUCGACGUGACAUAUAUGAUCGCACGCCAAUUUUAACUUGGGGUAAAGGUCGUGUGACCUUGCUUGGGGACUCUGUCCAUGCUAUGCAGCCAAAUUUGGGUCAAGGGGGAUGUAUGGCCAUUGAGGAUAGUUAUCAACUUGCAUUGGAACUCGAAAAAGCUUGGAAACAAAGCAUUGAAGAAGGAACUCCUACUGAUAUUGUUUCUUCUCUAAAGAGAUAUGAGAAUGCUAGAAGAUUACGAGUUGCCAUUAUUCAUGGAAUGGCAAGAAUGGCUGCAUUAAUGGCUUCAACCUACAAGGCUUAUCUGGGUGUAGGACUUGGUCCAUUAUCGUUUUUGACGAAGUUUAAGAUACCGCAUCCAGGGAGAGUUGGUGGAAGAGUUUUUAUUGACUUGGGGAUGCCCUUGAUGCUAAGUUGGGUCUUAGGUGGUAACAGCUCUGAACUUGAAGGGAGGUCACCAUCUUGCAGACUCUCAGACAAAGCAAGUGACCAGUUACGCCAAUGGUUUCAAGACGAUGAUGCAUUGGAGCGUACUAUUAGUGGAGAGUGGUUUUUGUUACCAUGUGGAAAUGAAACUGGUGCUUUGCAACCUAUUUGUUUAAGCAGAGAUGAGAGCAAACCCUGCAUUAUUGGGAGCAUAGCACAUCAGGACUCUCCAGGGAUGUCAAUAGCAAUACCUUUGCCACAGAUUUCUGAAAUGCAUGCACGAAUUAGCUAUAAGGAAGGCGCCUUGUUCUUGACUGACUUGCGAAGUGAGCAUGGUACCUGGAUCACCGAUAAUGAGGAGAGACGGUAUCGGUUGCCUCCAAAUUUUCCUACUCGUUUCCGUCCAUCAGAUGUUAUUGAGUUUGGUCCUGAUAAGAAGGUGGCAUUUCGGGUUAAGGUGAUGAGGUCUUCUCCAAAGACUGCAGAGGAGAGUGGAAUCCUCCAGACAGUGUGAAAAAUCUUGAGUUACUUUUCUCAGUUUACACAGGAAUUGUACAGCAUUUAUUCGGACUGGCACAGCAAUGUAAAUCUGCUGCAUUUUGCAGAGCUUAAAGAAUUAUACAUGAAAUUUAUACCCCCUUUUUGUUUCA
Messenger RNA from Alnus glutinosa, 2334 nucleotides. Its product is annotated as zeaxanthin epoxidase, chloroplastic. The transcript has 16 exons. The record is from RefSeq and is a predicted model, not a curated record. NCBI's taxonomy places the organism in Eukaryota, Viridiplantae, Streptophyta, Magnoliopsida, Fagales, Betulaceae. Bases 210 to 2198 code for a protein of 662 amino acids. Gene Ontology annotation, molecular function: FAD binding; zeaxanthin epoxidase activity; protein binding. Gene Ontology annotation, cellular component: membrane; chloroplast. Gene Ontology annotation, biological process: abscisic acid biosynthetic process.